Molecule: messenger RNA, 3210 nt
Organism: Anopheles stephensi (Asian malaria mosquito)
Lineage: Eukaryota; Metazoa; Arthropoda; Insecta; Diptera; Culicidae
Gene: DPCoAC
Product: mitochondrial coenzyme A transporter SLC25A42
Exons: 9
Coding region: 1161-2222 (353 amino acids)
Biological process (GO): transmembrane transport
Cellular component (GO): mitochondrial inner membrane
Source: RefSeq, a predicted model, not a curated record
CAAAAUCAGCUGUCAAGGUUGAGGAAGCAGCAGCAGCAAACCGCGGCCGGACGAUUGGAACGGAUCGCGCUCGGCACACAACGACGGUAGGACGGGUUCUAUUUACAUUUUCCGCGACCAGCGUGCACACAUUCGCAUCGCCCAACACCGACCAACGAAAUCAUAAUUCCGGCGUAGAGUCCGCCGUAUGUGUAUGCGUGUUGUUUACUGUUUUUCUUCUGGCGGGCACACUCCUGUGAUCAUCCUGGCUGAGCUGUAGCAGACAGGUCCACAAACGGUCCCGCAACGGACGGUCGGUUGUUGCUGACAAAAUCCCCACUAUUUGCGCAUCAAUUGAUCAUCAACAACAACGAAUCUGCAAACACCCACCACCCAUCCCAGCCACAAGGUUACGUGUGUGAGGUGGGUGCGAGCAGCAACCCAGCACUGUACUGUAGGUCAUCGAAAGCGGUCCCAAUCCCUGGAGGGGGGUGUAAUGUGGGUUUAGAGCUGUGCGACUGUGUGUGUGUGUGUCCGCUGAUAACAACAUAGGCAACGUGUGUGCCGUGUCCCAACCACCAUUAGAGUGUGUCAAGUGCCCGGCGUUGAUACCAGCAUCCCAACAUCGGAGCGCGGGCGCGGAAUUCCACCGUGCAAUUCUUCCGCUUUCUUCACGGCGAAGCACUUUUCCGCAUUACCCCCCGUGUUGGCACGGCGGUAAAGGUUGGCCGGCUACAUAGUUUUAUUACACCGUUUUUUUUUUGCACGCUACUGACUACACUACCAAUGGCUUUAUGUAAUCAACGAUUUGCGGCCUCGAAAAGCAGGGCGAACAAAUCCAAUCUCUCUCGGGAGGCCCAGAGGGGGAGUUGAACCGUUCGAAGGUCCCGUCCCGUCAUCGCCAAUCCCACCGGAAGAAAACAGGUUUAUCUUACUUGUAAGGUGGUAGCAAAACGCAUCAUUGAGCACUUUUUGGCUCGAUGCAUAUGUCGAGCCGAGAACUGCAGGUCCGAUUACGAUCGACAUCCGGCACCGGGAGAUAUGCAGCACACCAUCCUAUCCCGACGAUGCUGUGAAGCUGCACUCUGAUUAAUAUAGUUUACAGUUUUUACCUAGGACACCUCUCGUUUUUUCGUUUGCUGGAGUUUUGUGUUUUGUGUUUUGUGUUUUAGUUUUUUUGCAUGCGUGCCACCACCAGCACUACGCUCGGUGGCGAACUGUUUCCCGCUCGUCCACACACUGCCAGCAACGGUUGGGCAGCAGCGGAUGCAUUGCGAGACAUGUCAACGAAUAAUCGACAACCAUCGGAACCGGAGCCGGCCCGGCCCACUAACCUUAAUAACCGGGAUGUAGUACUGACAAGCUUGGUGGCCGGUGCGACAGCCGGUGCACUGGCCAAAACCACCAUCGCACCGCUCGAUCGAACCAAAAUCAACUUCCAAAUCAACAAAGACGUCCCGUACACGUUUCGUGCGGCACUUGGAUUUCUGCGCAAUACGUACGUCCGGGAAGGAUUUCUGGCACUAUGGCGUGGUAAUUCGGCCACCAUGGCACGCAUCAUACCCUACUCCGCUAUCCAGUUUACGGCGCACGAGCAGUGGAAGAAGCUACUGCAGGUCGAUCUACACUCGGACACGGAGGUACGUCGGUUUAUUGCGGGUUCGCUGGCAGGCAUCACAUCGCAAUCGCUCACGUAUCCGCUCGACCUAGCCCGGGCCCGGAUGGCCGUGACGGACAAAUACUCCGGGUACAAGACGCUGCGGGAAGUGUUUGUAAAGAUCUGGCAGUGUGAAGGUCCGCGUACGCUGUACCGUGGCUACUGGGCAACCAUACUCGGUGUGAUACCGUACGCCGGUACCUCGUUUUUCACGUACGAUACACUCAAGAAUGAAUACUACAAAAGGACGGGAGAUAAAUCUCCCAACACUGUGAUAUCGCUCACGUUCGGUGCGGUGGCGGGCGUCAUUGGCCAAUCGUCUAGCUACCCGUUGGACAUUGUGAGGCGACGUAUGCAAACCACCGGCGUAACGGCUCAAUGCGCCGACCAGUACCUUACCAUCGGCCGAACGCUGAUCAAAAUAUACAGGGAGGAAGGACUCAUCGGUGGCUUUUACAAAGGAUUAAGCAUGAACUGGAUCAAGGGCCCGAUUGCGGUCGGCAUCAGCUUUGCAACGUACGACCACAUCAAGCAUCUGCUGCGAGAGAUUAUACACAUCCGGGAUAGUGAUCAGGCACGACGGUAAUGUGUGUGUGUCCUGGACUCGCCUGGUUGCCUCUGAUUGAGGGCAGUCAGGGCGAUGCAAUACCCGGUACUCUUCGAAUUGGAAUUCGAAUAUCCUUACGCAUAGAACGCAUUGAAAGCAACCGAAAAGGAAAAGAAGCCCUUACCAAAAAGGCUGUACACGACAAUAAGACCGAAAUUACUCCCGCCGCCAGGAUGGAUCCAUGUGUGUGUGUAUGUGAUUGUACCAUGUGUAUAUUUUAUAAGCCAGCGGAACGAGCGGCGCCGGGGGGGUGUACGAAUCGUCAAUCGGAUAAGUGCCAUUAGCUGGCUAGUUGCCUUUCGCUUUUCCCGUGUUUUUUUACAAAGCGACAAAGCGCAACGGGCCGUCGUUUAGUCGUUUGCCAGGCCAGCACACUACUACGAAACCAUAGCACAAAAAAAAACCACACACACACGCACCCAUGUACUAGUACUAGCGUAACGAAUCUAUUUGUUAAUUAGUCAUUUCCCCGUAGAGUUGCGUAAAUGUUUAGGAGCGACCAACCAAGAUUUGAAUUUGGAAGCACAAGGGGCAUAUACAGGGCUAUAAGCUAUAGAAAGGAGUGAGAGAAAAAAAAACAGGGAAAACAAAUCGAUGCCCUCUCAUCGCGUGUAGCCGUGGCGGUUAGGAACCGUGCGGACACGUGUGUAGAGUGCAAAAGUCGUCGUGUCGCAUUUUCGUUCCAGCUCCAGCAGUCUCUUUCAGAAAGAUGAUGCGGAUUCAAAUUAGUCAGCCUGUCGCGCAUAUGACCUUUUUAUUAUUGUGCUGUAUUACACGCACACAUACCUGCCUUUCGUAGAAUGGAGUGAGAUUUGGGGUUUUUAUUAAAACUAGUAGUUGUUAAAAUUAUCCGCCUCCGAACCCCUAUUUACCCCCCAAUCCCCGAACCCCCGUAUUUUCCAUUACGAUUGGGCUACAGAUGUAAACAAUAAAUGGUGAAUGCCACGCAGGCACAUUUAAAACCCAA